Spirometra erinaceieuropaei is the source of this 6528-nucleotide messenger RNA. NCBI's taxonomy places the organism in Eukaryota, Metazoa, Platyhelminthes, Cestoda, Diphyllobothriidea, Diphyllobothriidae. The record is from the annotation of a GenBank genome assembly.
AUGGCUCAUAGGCCGCGCGAUGUGCUUUCCAAGGUCGAGCGCGAUGCACUUAAGGAACUCAGGGCCGACAACGACCUCGUUAUCGUGCCUGCGGACAAGGGGCGUUCAACGGUCGUAUUGGACAGGACAGACUACAAUCAAAAAGCUAAAAGCUUGUUGGAGGAUCGUCAGUCCUAUGUGCCAUGCGAAUCCAACCCCAUGAGAACGCUGACACGCGAGAUUAACGCGACGCUGUUGGCAAUGGAGAACUCAGGUGCAAUAUCGCCAAUCGACCGACGCAUGGCGAGAGCACAAGAAACGGCCCUAGCCCGAUUCUACGGUCUCCCAAAAGUGCACAAAGAGGGCGCUCCUCUCCGGCCUAUCGUGUCACGAAAGGGCACUCCAACCUACGGACUGGCAAAGUGGCUGUUCCAACGUCUCAAGUUUCUGACCUCCGAUUCGAACACCACAGUCAGCUCGUCAACGCAAUUCUUGGAGAAAAUUAAAGGAGUAAGUCUCCUGCCAAGCGAUAUCAUGGUUUCCUUUGAUGUCACGUCCCUUUUUACUUCUAUCCCGCAGGACCUGGCAGUCGAGACAAUCGAACUACUCCUACGAGAGAAGUACGACGAAACGGAGAAUCGCCUCGGACACGCCCAAAUCAUCCAGCUCCUGAAGUUCUGUCUCAAGACGUACUUUACAUUCGACGGAAAAAUCUACGAGCAGGUGAAGGGAACGCCAAUGGGUUCGCCGAUUUCGGGACUCAUAGCCGAGGCGGUCCUUCAACGGCUGGAGUCGCUGGUUUUGCGACAACACAGACCGAAAUUCUGGGCUCGGUAUGUGGAUGAGACCUUCGUCCUCAUCGAACGGGAUCAGGUGCUGACUUUCAAAGAACAACUCAACGCCGUCUUCCCGGACAUUCAAUUCAAGAUGGAGGAGGAGGAAAACAAUCAGCUGGCCUUCCUGGAUGUCCUCGUCUGCCGCAAAGAUUGUGGUGGCCUAAAAACCAAAGUGUUCAGGAAAGCGACAAAUACGACGCAAAUACUGAACUUCAAUAGCAACCACCCGAUCAGUCACAAACCCAGUUGCGUAAGGGCGCUAUACCGGCGUGUUGAGACGCACUGCAGUGAAAUGGAAGACAAGGUUGCUGAAUUACAAUAUCUUCGACGGGUAAUGAGAGCCAAUGCCUACCCGCGCAACUUUGUCAACCAGUGCAUACGAAAAGGACACCAGAGACCAAAUCCAACUAGCCCCAAAUUUUGGCGGGCUCUUCCGUACGUGAAGAACGUCUCGGAAGCCGUCAGUCGUCUUCUCACUCCACUUGGAGUUGGGGUUGCACACAGGCCGGAAGCAACCAUUAGGCGCCAAGUAAUGAGGACAAAAGACCCGCUGCCACGGCAGGAAACGUCUGGAGUCAUUUGCCGGAUCUGGUGUAGUUGCGGAGAAAGCAAUUAUGUCGGAGAAACUGGGAGAUUACUCCGUACGCGAAUUGCCGAGCACGCAGCAGCAGUGAGGCGGGGAGACGCUAACUCUCAGGUGGCGGCACACUCGACGGGACCCGGCCAUAAUUUCAAAUUUCAAGAGGCCGAAAUCCUCGCAAGGGGUGACAACCGCGUGAGCCGCGAGCUACUCGAGUCAUGGUUCUCAGGCCCGCAAUCCAUCAACAAACACAAUGACCUCCCGGUACCCUAUAGCGUACUGCGAUUUUCCCUGGGCAGGAGAAUCAGUCACAUGGGGAGGGCGCGGGUGAGCAAUUAUCACGGUGACAGUGAGCCAGUUUGCCGAGCAAUCGUCACACCAGCAUCGAGCACGGAUGACGAAAUCGCGGCAAUUAACAACUCGGACUCCUACCGCCAAGCCACCGCCGCAUCAAUUACGACCCCAGCGGCGAUUGUGAGAACUGUUAAUUGCAGUGCGCAUACGGUCCCACGGCAGCCACGUGCUAUAAAUACUGCACUCCUGGUGCCACCUUCACCUCUAUCUGCGAAUGUCUCUGAUGAUGGGUUCGAGUAAGAAUCCGAAACGUCAGGCAAAUAAACUUCUUGUCCCAGUGAUCGCAUCUUCAUCUUCUGAAUAAUCUCAAGUCCUUUACUUCCGAAGCCGUAGGCAAGCAAACGAUACAAAUAAUGGAACGGUCGGAAUAAAAUCUACCCACCAUCAAGAAAAAAAGCUUUGCGGUCCAUGAUGUUCAGCGUGGCUCUACAGCCGGGUGACAGAAGGCACAGUGACUUGUGUGUGAGUUAGUUCGUGGUACCAGUGGACCUACAUAUCCAUCUGGGCGCUGCAUCAAGACAUAGUAGAGAAAGCAGGAUGGGGUAUGGGAUAGGCGGAUGACACGGCCGAACUCGCACUAAGGGGUUCCGUCACACCCCCUAUAGUCCACAACAAACAUUCGAUCAGAAUUUUAACCGACAGCAGCAUAAGCGCCUGGUGGUGCGGCCGCAGCUGCCUCUAGGCGUGCCACCAAACCCGUUUCGAUUUCCAAUGACAGCCAAUGCCAUAAAACCCACAUUAAGAAGGAGACACUGUUGACUGACUCUACUACUCUAAAUUAAGUAGGUGGCAUUGUUGAUUGACCCUCAGACCACCAGCACGGCAACCCACACAAAAACUCAAUGAUCUGACUGUGCGAUCCAUGUCAUUCCGCCACUGACAAUCCUUCAUACCACGACCCUUAGCAUAUCAGAAUAUUGUCAAGCGCAUCGGUCUGUUUAAAUUGAAAAAAAAUUGCUCUUAGUCGUCGACGUUACUCUCAGUUUUCAUUUCAAGACGCAAAGUCACUUUCCGAGAGGGUCAGUGGUCUGAUGAGGGAAAUGUGCAUAGUAACUGAGUGAGAUCCACCGCUCGUCUAUACACGCCACAUGCUCGGCGAAGUCUGCUUAAACGCGCGCCCCAGGAUUUUACGCAUAAGCAGAUGUCACUUGCAGCAGCGGCGUGAUGCAGAGAAGGAGAUCAAAAAGCACAUUUCCAACAUGGGGGAUAGGUGGGGUGAAGUAGAAAUUUUAGAGAUGCCUGCGCGGUGCAUGUGUUUAUGGGGGGGGGGCGGGCGAUUAGGUCAUGUCGUCAAUGCCUGCCUGGUUUCUGACAAUUGUGUUCAUGCAUACGCAUGUGGUCGAAGAGUCCCAUGCGGUGGCGGAUUCCGCGGAGCCAAUGCGAGUGAGUCUUGUGCACUGUAAAUAUGCCAUCUCAUCGGGCGUUAAGUAAAGCUAUUAACUGUAGUUUACAUUCAAAAAAUCGCUUAAAUUAGCUUUAAGAAAUAGAGGAUAUUCUUCGAGCGGCACAGUUAUUAAGCAGUGGCCCAGACACGCGGCUUUCACCGCUGUGCGGCAGGGACGCAAGAGUUUCACUUAUUCAGUUAGCUUUUAUGGAGUACCUGUGCUGCUUGAAUGAUAUCAUGUAACCCUGAACUAUACUACUAGCUGCCUGUCGACAGUUAAUUUAUAUUGAACGGUCGCCUUGCAGUGUUCGAUGGACCUCGGCCCGAACGUAAGAUUUCGAUCUGCGCAUAUAGAUCUUAGAAUAUUCUGAUCUACUUCGCGUUCUCAGUACAUUUCUGAGAAAAUUGAAAUGCAAGAAAUUAACUUAAGUUGUCAUAUUUUUUACCAUGUCAAACAAUGCAAAUAAUUUCCUCUCCCGAACAAACACAUUACAACCACUUACAUAAAAUGAAAUCCAAGUCCUGCACUAAAUUAUUUCUGAAACUAUUCACUUGAUUAUUCUCUGGAGUUCAUAUUCCAGAAACCGCUAGAGAACGCUGGGGGUCCCACUGAAGAGCCGAACCCCUCGCAGCUGUGUCACGCAGCGGCAGAAUAUCAGCGAAACACGUGUCUGGGCUUUAAGCAAGCAUCUAUGUCGGUAGUACGGUAUAAUACCUUUACCAUAAAAUGAACUUUAAUUCUCCUUUAUAAGCACAAUUUUUUCAAAUUGAAUUCAUUGCCCUUUUGAAUACAUUCGACUUUUACGGAAAAUAUGCAGACAAAUAUAUUCAUCCUUUAUUUAUAUGGCGAAAAAUUACUGUUUUCCCAACUUUUUUACUCUAGAAAAAAAUCUGUCCACAUUUGAAAAAAGUAUCUAAAUUUGCUGUUGAUUUUGAUGCAGCGUGUUAGUGCGUUACCUAAAUCGGCGGAUUUUUCCGCGGCUUUUAUCUGGAUGACCUUUAUAUGGAUGCAUUAAUUUGGCGCAGCCAAAUGCUGAAUUUUUCGGCACCACUAUGCAGCAAAACAACCCGGCAUCAGUGCAGAGCAGAUUGCGCAUGUGCCGGCUGUUGAGAACAUAUCCGUCCCUCUUGUCGGCGAUACUGAUCUCGGGGGGAGGGGGUCAUCACUGUAGGCGUCAAUAAGCAUAAUAGAACACGGGAGAGUGAUGUGGGUGGAGGUUAAUACGCAUCAGUAUGAACCCGCAAGUCAGUUCAAACGGUCGCAGUUAUUCCCUUGAAUUAGGCACACAUACGCGAGCCUGAAGCGCACCCGAUCUCCCUACGUGGUCAGAUUCUACCGAAUGCCAAUUUUGUUUUCUGAAGUUUGUUUUUACGCGAUCAUUGGUUUACGCCGAGUAUAUAAGGCAUACACCAGGGCUACUCACCCGUACGUUCGUCUGGAGAUGCUUCGUCUGUUCCUCUGUCUGACGCUGGCAUGUGGCACUUUGGGACAAGAUAACCCUACUUUCCAACUUAGGCUUCAUCAACCUGAACUGUGUCUUCCCUUUCAACACUUCACAAUGAAUUACGUUAAGCACUGUGUUUUUUAUAACAGGUACUCAAACCGAAUAUGCAGUUAAACCGAACAGUGAUUACGUCUACGCUGAACUGUUGGAUUGCAACCUCCUGGUACUCGCAGCUAAAUGAGAAUUGUGACAUUUUCAGUUGCAAGUGAAAUAACGCAGAUUUUGCCUUUCAGAGCAUGACCGUGGAUGGUGUUCAAAUUUCGGGUCCGGCAGACGGUUCACACUGCGUCCCGCCAAAUGACUGCUGGGAAAUUGUUGAAUGUAAGUUGCAGCCGCCUGCGAUUUCUUGUCGCCUAACUUAGACUUGCGUCAUGCUGCCCACAUACCCAAAUUGUUAGACGUGUUGGGGGGGGGACUGAUUCAUGCAUUCACCAGUUAUCUAUGACCUAUGUCAAUCGAAAUGUACGCAUACAAAUAAUUCAUUUGAACAACUUUGCAAAUUAAAAGCAUUCGCAAAUUAUUAAAAUAUUAUGUAGUCAUCUGCAUAUGUACAUUGGAAACAACAUUUCUUUUUAUAAGCCGACAAAGUGUUGGUCGCUGAGGGCCGCAUGAGUGCAUGGUAUGCAGCCUUUACAGUACAACCACUGGAUUCCUACAGGUCAAGUCCAAUUAUAUUCCAGUACACGGCUUUUGGGACGUCGGAAUGUAAGUUGCAUAGAUGUCUACUUUAUAACCUACAUUAGCAAAAUGGUAUUUUGAUAAAUAUACGGUUUGCGGGCUUACUCCAGCUGUUGGACAAAUCAGUUUAUUGACUUAGGAUGACAAUAAGUUUGAACAACAGUUAAAGUGUGAGUUGCCCAAAUAGAUCUUCAAUGGGUUAUUUCCGCCCCUUAGUUGGAAUCAACAGACGCUUAUUUUUAAAUGACAUUAUAAAUACAACUUGCGUUUUGUGAUUAGGUUAACAUUGUAACCUCUAUCCCAAAUGAGCUGCAUGUUAUGCCAUUUCCUAUAGAUCCACAGGUGGACGCCGAAACAAUGCCUGUAAUUGCAAAGGAACUCUACAUGAAUGAAACUCUGUUUCAUGUUGUACACUUUAAUACGGAUAUCAAGGUAGUGGCAUAUCACCGUCUAACUUUACAUUAUAGCUACAUAUUCCCACAAGUUAUCACGCACUUUCUUAUUAAUAAGGGCAGUAUGCAUACAAAUUAUAAUACAUAUUAUAGAUGACACAUAAUCAGACGCACUAGCAUGACCGAUGAACGUCAGAGAUGGCGUUAAAUAUGCGUAAUGCAAAAAAGCUUGAAUUUUUGUAUCAUCAGCAUACAGUUCAGAACAUGUCAUGUGAAUUCAGACAUGAAAAUCAGCUGGUGCUUUCUACACAUUUAAUAUUGCGAUGUCAAUACGAUGGUCAGAACAGUGUAUCGUCCGCGACUGGCCGACGCACUCCGUUCAAAAUUGGACUAAUGUGCUAAAAUUAGUGUCAUAACUGGUGACAGUUUACCCUUCCACCAUUGCAGAGUGUAACCGCUGUCGGAGAGUUUACUAGAGGUGACUUGUUUGUACACAAGCUCUCUACGACACUGAAGAGAGGUACGCGAAAUACUACUGAUUAUAUGCAAAUUUAUGAAUAUCAAAGCAUUAAAUCCGAUUGGUUUUAAGCACCAGUUUCGCAUUACCGACUCCAUUAACACCUGUGUUUUUGGAUUUAUAGGAAUGUUGAGCAAAAAGGUUUUGAUUUUCACGGGGCAUUCGGAAACUCGAGUGCGAGCAGUGGAGUUAAAGUGUGAGGAAAUGCCAAUUUCCCGAAUUUUGAUCAAUCCGUCCGAUGAGACCGAGGUGGCAGUGACCAUGCUAACGUUCAUCGACUACGUGAACGCCUUCAAGUUGUAG